Molecule: messenger RNA, 1029 nt
Organism: Nerophis lumbriciformis (worm pipefish)
Lineage: Eukaryota; Metazoa; Chordata; Actinopteri; Syngnathiformes; Syngnathidae
Source: RefSeq, a predicted model, not a curated record
UGUUCAUCUCUAAAUUAUGCCAGUGUUAAAAGUGGGCGUGUCAUUCAUCUCAAAAAGAGCUCUAGUGCCCCUAGCGGCAGUGCAGUGUAACAGCAGUGGUUUGGAGGCAAGAGCUGCUCAGUGAGUUGUUGACCUGCUGAGGAGACAGCAGCUGUCCUGAUUGCACACCAACAAGUAACUUUGGGUGCUGUAGAGUCAUGUUUCCUACCUUCUGAGCUGACGAGUUCAUCCGUCCUCUCCUCCUCCUCCAUGGUGCUUCCAGAAAACAGCAGCAGAUGUCCUGCAGCCCACAAGCAGCGAGCCCGCAGCCUGCCUUCGCCGCCUCUGUGCUGUGCGUGCGGCCUGUGCGUCCUGCUGGCCGGGGUCAACGUCACCCUGGUGGGCGCCGUCGCCUUCGCCACCUACGCCCCGGCCGCCAACCCCCCCAUCGUGAUAGGGCCGCUCCUCUUGUUGACGGCCGCCGCUUUCUUCGCGGCGUGCUGCGCGGCCAGCAGGAGGCGACCCCCGGCCACCGGCUCGGCCUGUGGGGUCAAAGCGGGGUUGAUGCGCGCGGCCUUCGAGAUGGAAACCAGCGAGCACACGCUGCAGGACACGACGGGGGUCCAGGUGAGCCCCACCGACUCGUACGACUCCGUCCACGGAACUCUGCCUGCUUUGACCUCAGAUUCUGAAGUGCAACUCCAUCGAGAGCAGUACGCUUGUUUGCUCGGCAUCUGCCUUGAAAAAAAGAAAAAGAGCUUUGGCUGUGACUCAAGUUGCUCCUUUGGACUGCGAAAACUCAACGUGAGGGGCCUGCUGGAGCCGACAGCAACGACAAUGGAGGAGAACCAGGAUGUUCUCUUUUUACUUCUAGGCAAGGAAACACAUUUUAUCCGAGAGGAGAAUGAGGCCUGCUGCAGCAAAGUGGAGAAUGUGGAGUAUGAUUGGUCAUCCUUUACUCCUGUCAGCCUACAGGAUGUUCAGGUGUUAGUGGGCAAGAUGAAACCCACAUCGAGCCCUGUGGACAUUGUUCCUGUUCCUCUGCUCUGA